CAGCAGUGCGUCCGGGGAAGCGUUUGCGCGCUGCACCGCCCUGCGCAGUGCCCUUCAGCCCGGUGCCGGGAGGAGAAAGUUUAGGACGCGGGACCCGGCGGUGGUCGUGGUGAUUUUCUUCCCAGUGGGCGGUCUGAGGCCAGGCCUCAAGUAAGAGCGGCCUCACCAUGAUGACCGGACGGCCGGGCCGAAGGCCCUUAGAGUUCCUGCCGGAUGAGGCCCGGAGCCUGCCCCCGCCCAAGCUGACGGACCCGCGGCUCGCCUACUUCGGCUUCUUGGGCUAUUGCUCGGGCCUCCUUGAUAACGCGAUCCGGCAGAGGCCCGUGUUGACGGCCGGUUUGCAUCGCCAGCUUCUAUAUGUUACUUCCUUUUUUUUUGUUGGAUAUUAUCUUUUAAAACGUCAAGACUAUAUGUAUGCUGUAAAGGACCAUGAUAUGUUUGCAUAUAUGAAAUCACAUCCAGAGGAUUUUCCUGAAAAAGAUAAGAAAACUUAUGGUGACAAAUUUGAAGAAUUCCAUCCAGUGCGUUGAAGUCUCCAAAACACUUUCUUUGGUUUCACUGAGAACAGUUAUUUCCGAAUUUUGUGGAGCAUGAUUUCAUGAUAUCUGAAGUUUGUAUUAAUCUGUAUGUUAAUACCUUGUUAUUAAAAUGGUCAUCCUGAA
This is a messenger RNA of Myotis brandtii (Brandt's bat), 662 nucleotides long. It is a transcript of the gene NDUFC2, whose product is annotated as NADH dehydrogenase (ubiquinone) 1, subcomplex unknown, 2, 14.5kDa. Gene Ontology annotation, biological process: mitochondrial electron transport, NADH to ubiquinone. Bases 168 to 530 code for a protein of 120 amino acids. The transcript has 3 exons. The record is from RefSeq and is a predicted model, not a curated record. NCBI's taxonomy places the organism in Eukaryota, Metazoa, Chordata, Mammalia, Chiroptera, Vespertilionidae. Gene Ontology annotation, cellular component: mitochondrial inner membrane.